Molecule: messenger RNA, 2490 nt
Organism: Brettanomyces nanus
Lineage: Eukaryota; Fungi; Ascomycota; Pichiomycetes; Pichiales; Pichiaceae
Exons: 1
Coding region: 1-2490 (829 amino acids)
Cellular component (GO): cytoplasm; membrane; microtubule
Molecular function (GO): GTP binding; GTPase activity; microtubule binding
Source: RefSeq, a predicted model, not a curated record
AUGUCCUCAUUACAAGCGCGAACCACGGUGAGAACUAUAUCAUUUAUAGGAUUGGGUAAGGCGGCUAGUAAGACUGUUAAACUGCCUGCCUAUAUAGGGGGGGGUCUUGCGGCCGCAGGAUCUUACGUUAUGUAUAAGUUUGAGCAGGUUCAGACUUUCACUUCUGAUAAACUUGAUAAGAUGAAGGGAUUUGCUGGUAAUAUUAGGGAUGGUAUAGGAUCGAUCUUUGGUAGAGGUGGAAGAGAGAAUGGGAAAGAUAAUGGUGGUAGUGGUGACGGUGAUGAUGCUGCUACUGCUGGAGUUGCAGCUGCUGCUGUUGGAGUUGGUUUUGACGGUGAUGAUGAAGGAAAUUUAAAUGAGAACGGCGAAAUUAGUGAUGAUGAUGAAGACGAGGAUGCUGAAAGAGAGCAGGAACAGCAUCUCGAUGAUGCUAUGGUCAAUCUUACUAAACAGAUGAUCGAGAUACGAAGCUUGCUUAUGAGUAUAGAUGGUGCUACCGCACUUACACUUCCUGCAAUUGUUGUUAUUGGCUCUCAAAGUUCUGGAAAAUCUUCGGUUCUCGAGUCCAUCGUGGGUCAGGAAUUUCUUCCUAAAGGUUCCAAUAUGGUAACGCGCCGUCCCAUUGAACUUACGCUUGUUAAUGAUCCUUCACAGGCUGCAGAGGUUGCUGAAUUCCCUGCUUUGAAGUUGUACAACAUGACGGAUUUCCAGCAAGUGCAAAAGAUUCUUAGAGAUUUGAACCUGGCUGUUCCAGAUGAGGAAACUGUUUCCGGAGAUCCUAUUCAACUCACCAUUAGGUCUCCAAAAGUUCCUGAUUUGUCGCUUGUUGAUCUUCCUGGUUAUAUUCAGGUAGAAGCCGCGGAUCAGCCUGCAAGCUUAAAAGAGAAGAUCCGCGAAGUUUGUGGCCGUUAUCUUGAUGAGCCUAAUAUCAUUCUAGCAAUAAGUUCUGCUGAUGUUGAUCUUGCCAACUCUUCUGCCUUAAGGGCAGCCAAAAGAUCCGAUCCCAAGGGUGAAAGAACUAUUGGUGUCAUAACUAAGUUAGAUUUGGUGAGUCCUGAAGAUGGAAGAGCUCUUUUGACCAAUCGUAAGUAUCCACUAAAGAUGGGAUACGUUGGUGUUAUCACCAGGGCUCCUAAUUCGGGUUCUAUCUUCAGAAGAAAGACGGGCUCGCAGGCCUAUUUGGCUCAACAGAGCUUUGAAAAAUCCUACUUCAAGGAUAACAAGGAAGAGUUUUUAGGAACUAGUAUAGGCACUAAGGUGUUGAAGAGAAGAUUGAUGAAAGUCUUAGAGUCUUCUAUGGCCAGGGCUUUGAAGCCCAUGCAUGAUAAAGUUGCCAAUGAAUUGGAGGAGGCCAGUUAUCAGUUUAAAGUGGAAUUCAACGACCGUGAUUUGACCAGUGAAAAGUACAUGGCUCAGACUAUUGAUAAUUUGAAGCUGGUGGUGAAGGAAUUUAGCGAGAGAUUUGGACGUCCGGAGCUGAAGUCUUUACUUCGUUCUGAAUUGGAUCAGAGAGUUCUUGAUCUUUUGGCCCAGCGAUAUUGGAAUAAGCCGCCUGUGACGGCAAAAAAACAGCAGCAAGAGCAGCAAUCGGAAUUCAAUGAGCCUUCUCUUGAAGAGCUGGCCAAUCUCUCUGUGGAUGACAGCUAUUGGCGCCGGAAAUUAGAACUUUCCACUGCAAGUCUCACUAAAUUGGGGGUAGGAAGGUUGUCUACCAGUCUCGUCAGUGAUGCUUUGUUGGCUGAAAUUGGAGUUAUGCUUGAUAAUUCAGAGCUUCGCACACAUCCAGGUAUGAAAGAUGCAAUUAGGGAUGCCGCUGCGGCCGUUUUAGUUAAAAGAUACAACUCUACCUCUGAUCAGGUGGAGAACUGUAUCAAACCUUAUAAGUAUGAAAUUGAUGUGGAGCCACGGGAAUGGACCAUGAGCCGUCAACAUGCUGUGGGACUUCUACGAGAGGAGUUGAAGCAGUGUAACGAUGCAUAUCGAGAUUUAAAGAGAACGGUUGGUGGCAACAAAUUGAAGCAGAUUAUGACGUUUCUUGAGAAUGAAGAUAACAGUGUUGGAGAGUCUAUUGCUAAGGAAAAUAUUGGUUUCAGUCCUGGAUUGAUGCUGCGUGGUAAAGAAGCCUUGUUUCUUCGAGACAGGUCUAUUUUGCUUUCGAUGAGGUUGAAGUUUUUAAGAAGUUCUGCUUGCAAGAACAAAGACAAUAAAUACAGGUGUCCGGAGGCAUUUAUGGAUGUUGUUGCUGAUAAGUUGACUCAGACAGCCGUUUUAUUCUUGAAUGUGGAGCUUCUCAGUGAUUUCUAUUACAGCUUUCCAAGAGAGUUGGAGAGUAAGCUAAGUUCUGGUUUAACCAAAGAGCAAAUUGAUGCAUACGCCAAAGAGGAUCCAAAGGUGAAACGCCAUAUCGAACUUCAAGAGAAAAAGGAGUUGUUGGAGCUUGCACUAGGCAAGAUCGAGGACGUGAUGGCCCUUCGCAAGCAGAUAUCGUGA